AUGUCAGACUCAGAAGAAGAGCGUUUAUCAAAGCUUAUUGAAGAAAGCAAGCUAACGAUCAAAGAUGCAACAUCGAGACUUGAGCAAAUCGCGAAAGAGAAAGGAGAGGCUGAGAUCUUGGGAGUGCGCGAGAAAAUAGAAAAUCUUAUGGACGUUGACCUGAAAGAAAGUCGCGAUGAAAUGAAUUCCGCCCACAAGAACCAAGCUGAGUCUUGCAAGAAAAUCGUGGAGUCUCUUGAACAAAUAACAAAAAUCGAAAAGAAGAUCAAACAACGCUGCUCAGAUUAUGCAAGUGAACAUGGAAAAUUCAAACAGCAGAAAAAAGCGGCGAUUGCAGAGGAUGUUCGAAAGUGGAUUGAGCUCAGAAGAAAGCAAGAAAACGAAAUUUUGGAAAUCUGCAAAAUCGAGAUAGUCAAUGCCAAUCAAAAUAAACCGAAUUCUGGAGGUGGACUUUUUGGAUCUUCGAGCCAACGUCAAAAUCAACCGGCGCCUAGAGGAUUUUUUGGACCUUCAAGUCCAGCUGCUUCGAACAACGGUGGUAGCCUGUUUGGAAGUAAUUCAACAACAGCCUCAAACAGUUAUGGGUUUGGAAGUUCUACGUUUGGUAGCAACCAAUCAACUCCAAAACCAUUUUCUUUUGGUGGUGGACAUUCAUCUGGUGGAGGCCUUUUUGGAUAA
Molecule: messenger RNA, 678 nt
Organism: Oikopleura dioica
Lineage: Eukaryota; Metazoa; Chordata; Appendicularia; Copelata; Oikopleuridae
Source: the annotation of a GenBank genome assembly